This is a messenger RNA of Acanthopagrus latus (yellowfin seabream), 3951 nucleotides long. RefSeq names its product aminopeptidase O (putative). Gene Ontology annotation, cellular component: nucleolus. Gene Ontology annotation, molecular function: zinc ion binding; metalloaminopeptidase activity. NCBI's taxonomy places the organism in Eukaryota, Metazoa, Chordata, Actinopteri, Spariformes, Sparidae. The transcript has 19 exons. The record is from RefSeq and is a predicted model, not a curated record. Bases 628 to 3291 code for a protein of 887 amino acids.
GAUUUCAUUCACAACAAGCGAGUGCUAGCGGUCACAGACGUACCCGGCGGUGUACAUUACACACAGUUGUUUCUGACAUUGUCGUUAAACACACCGUCAGCUUCAGUGGAGCUGGUUUAUUUCUGGCCGUAGCGCUGCUUUAGUUUCGUGCGUGUUGUUUUGAAAAAAUGACAGAGAGAGCAGACUUGUGAUGGAAAAGUUAGCCCGAACUCUCUCACGACAAACUAACGGUCGGUUAGCAAACGUUACACGAGCGUAACGUUUAAAACCGGAGGCGACUCGUCGGUUUGUGUGGUCUUUAAUGUGUCCUGACUUGUCACACGACUUCAGUGUGCGUGAAACAUCACUUGGAAGUUUAUGUGAAUUUCUGCUCUUGCCCCAUAGCCUGUAAUAAAAGUCAAACAAAGAUGAAGUCUGACCUUAAGCUGCUGCUGUGUGUAUGAUCCUCUCUCUGGUCCAUGGCAAGCUCUUACCUGUUUUGCCUGCAAGGACACAGUAUGCGCCCUGACCUGUCACUGGGAUCUUUCAGGGGGCUCAUACUUUUAUGAAUGCACUCCUGCACUGAAUAACCUCUGAGGAUUUCCUGCUGUAAAUGGGGUAGCCAUCCUCUGAUGUUGUUUGUGUGACAUGGAGCCAGACGGGGACCUGAACCCUGACACGGAUGACCUUCCACUCCGAGCCAAUACUAACCACAUACUUGUCAGACAUUAUGUGCUCGACUUGACUGUUCAUUUUGGCAGAAAGGUCAUCAGUGGUAGUGUCAUUCUGUUCCUGGAGCCUUGCUCUGGAGGUAAGGCUGAGGAUGAUGUUGGACCUGGAGCUGGGACUUUAGAAGCUGGACAGUCUCAGGAAAGGGCCAGAGGUACACUCGAGGAUAAGGAUAAAGUGGAGAAGGGUGCAAAAAGGCUCCCAACAAGGAUGGAGGAGAUGUUUGGAGCUGGAGAAAGACACAGAGCUGAAGUUGCAUCUGAAACUGGAAAUAUUCAGUCUUCGCAUUUGUGGGAAACCACCAGUGAGGAUGAUUUCACUUUGGUGCUGGACUGUUGUGAACUUGAUGUUUCAAAGGUCGAAGAGGUGGACGUCACCUCUGUGUCAGCCACGUCUGGCCUCUCACCAGAAAGGUCAGAGGCAGGUUCAGUGAACUUACAAGCAGCAUUUACUCAGAACCUUAUCUCUAUGGCCUCUAGUCGAUGGAGGCAGAAGCACCAGCUCUUUUCAUCGUGUAGUCAGGCCCCUGGUGCUCAAGAUGGCAGCUCACUGCAUUUUUAUAGAGACCGAUGGAGUUUGCAGGUGAGGAAGAAAGGGGUCGCGUCACCUCUGGAGUUUCCUCGCGUCCUCAGGAUCUGCUAUGAGACGAGGCCAACAGGAGGCUCUGUGAGAUGGACCAAAGACCAGGACAACAGGGUGUGUGUUUACACUGCCGGCUCUCCCAUCAACAAUCGAGCCCUCUUCCCCUGCCAGGAGCCGCCUGUUGCCAUGUCAACAUGGCAGGCGACAGUACGGGCCCCCAGUGAGUGUGUGGUUUUGAUGAGUGGGGAGGAGCAGGCUGUACCUUUUGAGGACGGGCACACACUAGCUUAUUUAAUGUGGAAUUACUACGUCACUAUGCCCAUGCCAGCCUCCACAUUCACCUUGGCAGUGGGCCACUGGCGCCAAGUGACAGCAGAAAUUCCCCCAGAACUGGAGGAAGGGGUGAGGGACAGGACGGAUCUUGGUAGGACAGCCAAACCUGGGGCUGGACCUGGGGAACGGACUGAGGCUGAGCUUGGACUUGGAAGCUCCACCGGGGACGUAGUAAAGGGCACUCCAUUCCAGACUGGCAGAGGAGACCAGACCACCCGCACAGACUCUGCAUUCUGUUACUCUUCCCUUGAGGACGAGGGGCUCUCUGUAACUGAUUAUUCAGGCAUGGUGGAUGACGGCAUCUCUUGUUCCCAUGGCGACUACCCUUGCCGAUUUACUGAGCGGUCGGCGAGGUCCCAGCGGGUGAUUCCACACCGUGUGUUUGGCCCCGUCUGCUUGCUGCACAAGGCCCAGACAGUCCUCAAGCUGCUGCCUCGAUGUUUGGCAGCAGCCCACACUGUUCUGGGCGUUCACCCCUUUUCCCGCCUUGAUGUUCUCAUCGUCCCAGCAGGGUUCUCCAGUCUGGGCAUGGCCAGCCCCCAUAUAAUUUUCCUGUCCCAGAGCGUGUUGUAUGCUGGGAGUUCUGGCCCUGGGGGGAACAGCCUGUCUCUAUGUGGGUCCAGGAUGUGCCAUGAGAUCGCCCACUCCUGGUUUGGCCUGGUUAUCGGAGCCAAAGACUGGACUGAGGAAUGGAUCAGCGAGGGUUUUGCCACCUACCUGGAGGACAUUAUCUGGGCCCAAGCACAACAACUCUCCUUGCAAGAGACAGCAGAACAGUCUGACCUGAAAGCACUGCUGAGGUGGAGACGACUCUCUGAUGAGCUGAAGAACUCGGAGGAGGUACUUCAAAUCCUCAGACCUAACAUGGAAAACACUGGUCAGGUCAGUGAGUCUGGCUCCUCCACGGUUAAACAUGCUCUCAACCCUGACAAAGCCUUCAUGCAGGUGCACUACCUCAAGGGUUACUUCCUCCUCAGGUUCCUGGCCAGUCAAGUGGGCGAGCAACAAUUUGUCGACUUCUUCAGAUUAUUUGUGAAGAAAUACCACGGACAGCUCAUUUUAUCUCAGGAUUUCCUCCGAUUGCUGCUGAUUACCUUUCCCGGCAUGGAGAGAAAAGGCCUCACCCUCAGUGCUAUUUAUGCUGACUGGCUCGAUCGACCGGGAAUUCCAGAGUGGCUGUAUGAAAGGAGCGCCGUGUGGUCACAGGCGAGGCUGGUGGAAGAAGUCAAAGCAGAGGUUGUAAAAUGGAUUCUCCUCAGUCAGAGUCAUCAGGGGAAGGGCAGAAAGCGGAAGAGAAUAGAGCCCAAGGUGAACUACAAAGAGGUGACAUCGGAGCAGCUCGUGAUGCUUUUGGAGCUUCUGCUCGAGGAAGAGGAGCUGAGCGUGUCAACGGUGCGCGCUCUGCAGAGAACCUACGACCUACAGAGUCAAGACGCCGAGGUGCGACAUCGCUGGUGUGAGCUGGUGGUCAAACAUGCAUACAGUCAGGCUUACGGAGACGUGGAACACUUUCUAGUUCAUGACCAAGCCAUGGGUGUGUAUCUGUAUGGGGAGCUGAUGGUUCAAGAGGAUCCUGAGCAGCAGGCUCUGGCCUGUCGCUGCCUCUCAUUGGUCCAGGAGGAAAUGGACCAAUCGGCACGCAGAGUGGUGGAGGAGAUGGUGCUGUGACGAUGGAGGCUGCUGACCAUAGAUGGAGACAACAGCAGUUUGGCACCUGGGGGCGUACGGAGGUCCAGCGCUCACCUCCUCUUCCUCUGUAGCAGCAGGGACGCUGCAGAAUCGCUCAGCAGUGUGAACACCAGAAGGCUGUGCUCUUACUCUACAGCCAAGGCCAGCUGGCAAGUUUUAGAGCACAGCAGUUCCGUUCAUUCAAGUCUAGAGAAACAGCUGAUGUGUGUGAACCAAUAAUGAUUCCAGCUGUUCCUAGUGAAAUGCAAUGUUGUUGUGAAAUGCAAUUAUUGUUGUGGUAAGAGAGAAAAAUGACAUGAUUUCACCCAUUGUAAAAGAGGUAUGUCACGGAGAGUGACAGUCACGUUUCAGAUCUGGAGCUGCUGUGUUUAAGUUAGUCUGCUGUACAUGUGUGGCUGCGGAGGUGUGAGUUCAUGUCUGUUUAGUCUGAAGCCACGAUAUGGUUCUUAAAAGUUUAGACUGGAAAUACCUUCAGGUCAUGUUUCAACACGUAACAAAUGACUUUAUUCUGGCCUGUCAACACUGGAAAAUAUACAACAGACAACUUUCAGAGCAACCUUGGUGAAUAAUGUUGUUUAUCUGUGUAAAAACUCUUUGAUAUGUUGACAUUAAAAUAAAAUGAUGUUUUCCUUACAUAAA